Notothenia coriiceps (black rockcod) is the source of this 3183-nucleotide messenger RNA. It is a transcript of the gene rin3, whose product is annotated as Ras and Rab interactor 3. The transcript is spliced from 9 exons. The record is from RefSeq and is a predicted model, not a curated record. Gene Ontology annotation, biological process: vesicle-mediated transport. Lineage: Eukaryota; Metazoa; Chordata; Actinopteri; Perciformes; Nototheniidae. Gene Ontology annotation, molecular function: guanyl-nucleotide exchange factor activity; small GTPase binding. The annotation marks the transcript as partial. Gene Ontology annotation, cellular component: cytosol; endocytic vesicle.
CUUUAACACUGACUGCAUGUUUUGCAGAUUUCUGGACGUCCGGUCUGAGCCUGCAGGCAGAGAACCAGGAGCAGGUUCUGGAUCAGAACCAGAGUAGACCCUACAUGUAUGUUAACCCGGUCCCUAUGGAGGACUCCCCCAGCAAAGACCUGAACACCUCCUCUAUCUCCAAACUGGACAUCAUCGCCAAUCAUACCCCCACCCCCUCACUGCAGAAUGGAGAAGCCCCUCAGAAGAUGAGCACAGAGGUCAAAGGGCGGUCCAAAAAGGUGCCCAGUCCGGACAUUAAAUACAAGCGUCCCCCGCCCCGACCCCCCAGCAUGGGCUUAGGGUCGGGGAUGGGCCUCCCCUUCUCCUCUCCCCCCUCGCCUCACACUUCUGUAACUGAUAGAAAAGAGGAAGGAAAGGGAGGGGCAGGGGAGAGAGAAGAGAGGAAGUUAGUGUCAACAUUACUCACUCCGUCCAGGCCUCCGGUCCCCCCGCAGAGCCGAGCCGCUCCCCCACUGCCUCCUGCGCCUCUACGUCGCACCUCCUCCCGGAAAAGCACCGACCAAGAGGUAGGAGAGGGGACAGAGAGAGAGAAGGGACAAAAUCCUGCGAAGAUAACUGAGAGAGAGGGAGGAGGAGAGGGAAGUAAAUCAGGUCAGCCCAGUGAGGGGGGUGAAGAAGAGAGCAUGCAUCAGGAGGAAGAGGUGGAAAAGGACAAUGAGAAGAAGGAGGAAGAGGAGGUGAAAAUGGAGGAUGAUAAACAAAAAUCCAGCUCCCUCUGUGCGCUGUUAACCAAGAAGCCCACCCGCCCGGUCCCUCCCCCGAGGAGGAAACCCUCCUCCCAAAACACACCUGUCUGCCCUGCUGCGGGAGGAUCAGCCAAUCAGGCUGCAGGGAUGAGAGGGCCCCCUCCAUCCCCAGCACGGAGGCCGGACGUGUCGCUGUACUCGCCACAAGGGGGGGCAGUGCUAGUAACAGACCCCGACUCCCGCUCCACCAGCAGCACAGAGGAAGAAGCAGAGCUGAGCCAGGAACAGGAGCAGAACCAGAAUCGCCCCGCGGAGAGUCGCAUCCCCAAGGUAGCAGUGAAGAGAACCCCCACUGUGAUGUUGGACAGAGCCCGCUACCGCCUGUCCACGGUCCUCACCGGCCUCAUCAGCCACGACCGGCGCCUCACGCAGCGCAUCGUGGAGCUGGCCCGGGACCCGCUGAGCUACUUCGGCAACCUGGUGAAAGAGCACCGUGCGUUCACCCUGGAGACCAUGUCGAACCACUCCACCUCGACUGAGCUGCUACAGGAGAUCCGACAGAUGAUGACCCAGCUGAAGAGCUACCUGCUGCAGAGCACUGAGCUGCAAGCCAUGCUGGAGCCACAACACCAGUAUUCAGAAGAAAAACUGGAGAGCAUCGCAGAGGCUGCUUUGUGUAAGAGUGUGCUGAAGCCACUGAGGGAGCAAAUUUACCAGAGUCUUGAGAAACUGCGCAUCAAUGACAGCAGCCUGAAACAGCUGGCACAGAACCAGUCUGUCAUUCUAGGCAGCACCACCACAGCUUUAGGAGUAACCACUGCUGUCCCUGAGGCCUCUGCUAUGGAGAAGAUCAGCAUCAAACUGAGCAACCUGCAUCUGGAGUAUUCACCCCAGAAAAAGAUCGAGCUCAUGCUGAAGGCAUGCAAGAUCAUCUAUGACUCCAUGGCUGUCAGCAGUCCAGGGCGUGCCCAUGGCGCUGAUGACUUCCUGCCAGUAAUGAUGUACGUCCUGGCUAGAUCCAAUCUGCCCAACCUGCAGCUGGAUGUAGAAUACAUGAUGGAGCUGAUGGACCCUGCCUUAGCACUAGGAGAAGGUUCCUAUUAUCUGACAACCACCUAUGGGGCUCUGGAGCACAUUAAGACUUUUGACCAGCAGAGGACAGCAACACGGCAGCUCAGCAGAGAGGUUCAGGACUCCAUCCACCGCUGGGAGAGGAGACGCACGCUGAACCAGGAGCGCAUGGCCCAGGGAUCUGUUCGGGACUUCCUGACAGUGUCUUGUCCAGAGUUUGGAAUCAACCUAAAAACUCUGGGGGUCCUGCCCACCACCACGAUGGAGCAGCUGGCUGAGCAGUGUGCCGCACGCUUUGAACAAGACUCCUACAUCCUCAGUGUUUAUGUGGAUGGUGUUCACCGGCCCAUGGCCCCUACAGAGCUGGCCCUCAUUGUUAAGAGCAGUUCCAAGCCUGGAGCUUACUGCUUCGUCUAUCACCAUGCCGACCAGCCCAUCAGCCCGCCCCCCCGCAGCUGCCCGGCUGACGCACCUCCAGCUCCACCAGCUUUAACAGCUCCGCCAGCUUUAACAGCUCUACCAGCUCCAUCAGCCCCAACAGCUGUACCAGCUGUACCAGCACCACGCACUCGACCCGCACCACCUGUUUUACCAGCACCACCCGUUUUACCAGCGCCAGCCGUUUUACCAGCGCCAGCCGUUUUACCAGCGCCACCUGUUUUACCAGCACCACCCGUUUUACCAGCACCACCCGUUUUACCAGCGCCACCCAUUCUACCAGCAACACCCGUUCUUCCAGCUCCAUCUGCUCCACCUGUUUUACCAGCACCACCGGCUCCACCAUCUCCAUCCGCUCCACCUGCAGAAAGCUUCUCCCCAGAUGAGUCUGCUGAUGUGGACUUGGUGGAGCAGGAGGUGGAGGAGGAGAGUUUGAUCAGCUUGUAGCUACUCCAGCAUCACAGUGGCAGAUGUUGUAUUGCUAUGGUAACUACAUCACCAUGGUGACAGCAUUGCUGUGGUUACUGAAUCCACCAACAAAUAUUUCAGACACUGAUUCUGCAGGUCAACAUGGGGUCUGGAACCCCAGGGACUGCAGGUUUAUAAAAUGUAAAAAUACAUAUUAUUGGAACAUGCACGUAUAUGAUCAUGUUUAUACUGUUUAUAUUACGUUCUGCUUUGUGAUGCUUGAGACUUUCUACAGACUUUGAGUCAAAUGUAUUAAUUAAUCUUUCCUCUCUUUAUUAAAGUCCAGAUAAUUCAGACCCAUUGACAUUAUUCUGUGACAAAAAGCAGUCAAAGCACUUAAAAGGGUACAAGGACUUUUCAGAAUUACAAGCACAGGUAUAUAUUAGCAGCAGCCAUAAGCAAAUUUACAUUUUUUAUACAAGCUUAUACUGAUUGUCUUGUGAAUAAACUUGCUUUUUCAAUUUUCCAA